AUGUCACAAAGUGUUAAAGAGGAUGUCAACAAAGGACAUCACGUCAAGACUCAAACUGGGUUAUGGGAUAAAUUCUUAGACACUCGAAUUCGUCUGCAGAAAGCUGUCUCUAUUGCAAAUAGAAUACCUCAACCCUCAGUAUAUACAAAAUAUCUCGAACCAGAUCUCAAAAUGGAUAUACAAGAGACAAAGAAUGAAUUAAAAGAACUAAUGGAUUCUCUUAUAGAAUUAAGAAAGGAUUUAUGUAAUGAAAAUGAAGAUAUUAAAAUUAAUAAAAAUGUUGCUAAUAAUCAUAUGCAAGAAAUACAUGAUCUCUUUUUACCAUAUCGAACUCAAACAAUUGAAAAAUGGAGUAAUAAAGUUCAGAUAACAUCCGGAAUACCACUUAAUAAAAAAUUCAAAACUAUCAAUCAAGGUGUCAAUACACAAAUUGAGCAACUUUUAAAUGAUCGAGAAAGAUUAAUUAAGCGAACACAAUUAAAAAGAAAUUCGGAUAAAAUAUUCGGAAAGGAAAUAUUUGAUGAUUCGGAUUUUUAUCAACAAUUAUUACGUGAAUUUAUAGAAAGUCGAAUGAUUGAUACUGAUGAUUAUGCAAUAUCUGGUAUAUCUGGUUAG
Messenger RNA from Diversispora eburnea, 615 nucleotides. The record is from the annotation of a GenBank genome assembly. NCBI's taxonomy places the organism in Eukaryota, Fungi, Glomeromycota, Glomeromycetes, Diversisporales, Diversisporaceae.